Ustilago hordei is the source of this 750-nucleotide messenger RNA. RefSeq lists its product as uncharacterized. Lineage: Eukaryota; Fungi; Basidiomycota; Ustilaginomycetes; Ustilaginales; Ustilaginaceae. Bases 1 to 750 code for a protein of 249 amino acids. Gene Ontology annotation, cellular component: spliceosomal complex; U4/U6 x U5 tri-snRNP complex. Gene Ontology annotation, biological process: mRNA splicing, via spliceosome. The record is from RefSeq and is a predicted model, not a curated record. Gene Ontology annotation, molecular function: nucleic acid binding; zinc ion binding. The transcript has a single exon.
AUGUCGAAAGCACCUACUGCCGCCCCUGCCGCUGGUGGAGGUAGUGCAGUCGGCCCGAGUCGCCGAACAUGGGACAAGGUCGAGUUCUCACGCAAAGCCAUGUCUCGAGAGAAACGUCAAGCUGAGCUCGAUUCCGUCAAUGCAGAACGUCGGUCCCAAGGUCUGCCCCCGCUCAAGCGACUCAAAUCCAAUGCUCUCGAACCCGAGCUCGCUAUGCAGCAGCGUCGUGCUCCACUCGGCUUGGAGAAGAAUGAAGGCAAAACGCUCAUGGUCGACCUGGCAGCUGAUGGGAAAGGGCAGACAGGACCAGGAUUUUACUGUCAAGUCUGUCGUAAGCUUCUCAAAGACAAUCUGGCAUACUUGGAUCACAUCAACGGGCGCGUACAUCUGAUGCGCAUCGGUCAGUCAACGCAGCAGGAUCGAGCCACGUUGGAAGAGGUCAAGGAGAUGUUGGAUGACUUGAGGAGAACGAGAUUGGGAAACAGUCAGCAGAGUCAAGCGUAUGAUUUCGACGAGCGGAUCAAAAAGAUCGCCCAGCUGGAACAAAAGGAGAGAGAAGCGAAGAGAGAGAAGAGAAGGCAACAGAGGCUGGCAAAGAAAUUAGGAACGCAGAAACUACAGAAGGUGGAAGCAAAUGUCACUGACACUCCAGCUGCGAACGCUUUGAAUGGAUCAGCAGGCCAGGAGGAUGGAGAUGCGAUCAUGGCUGCCAUGGGCUUCGGCGGCUUUGGCUCCACCAAGAAGCAAUGA